Molecule: messenger RNA, 861 nt
Organism: Camelina sativa (false flax)
Lineage: Eukaryota; Viridiplantae; Streptophyta; Magnoliopsida; Brassicales; Brassicaceae
Source: RefSeq, a predicted model, not a curated record
AAGAAACCUGGAGAUUUCGAGCAGAUAGGCACUUAAAAUCUCGAGAAACUCAGAUAGAGAUCCUUGGUUUUUGAAGACCCUAGUUUCUACCAUGUUGUUAACAUUGAGAGCUUCUUUUGUGCUGCCUAUAACGACCUUAAAGCCUCGUUUUUUAUACAACAUUCCGCACCAUUAUCACCAUAUCGAUUUCUGCAAGUCCUCCCCAUUAUUAAAGAGUAGAAGAACAUAUGCUCAAAAUGACGACUCUUCUUCUUCUUCUACUGGUGGUGGUGGAAACAGACCGGUUAGUAGUAGCGAUGAUGAUUCGACCAAGAAAGACCAAUUUGGUGGUUUCAGUUUCAAGUGGAGGGAGCUGUUGAAUCCGGAUCAGGACAACUUUGUUGCUGUUGCGUUAGCUGGGGUAUUGACUUGGGCUAGCCUUCAAGUCUUGUCUCAGCUUUUCUUCAUCUCUUUCGCUAUCCUUGUCGCUGCUCUCAAGUAUUCUUUUAUUGCUGCUCUACUCAUUUUCAUUCUCGUCACUCUCCUCUAGCUUACUGUUUUCUUUGUACCAGUACAGAGACAUGAAUGUGUACACUUGAGUCACAGGUUUGAAUUCUAACUGUGGUUUCAUACAUUUAACGUUUGUACUCGCUUCUAUGAAGAAUGUCUCAAAAGAAACAGUUCCAAAAAUCUCAAAGUUAACACCUUUAUAUGAUCCAAACUCGAAGAAACACAUUAACGAGAAUCAAAAUCAAUCAAAGUUAUUUCAUUUAGACUUUUAUUAUUAAGCUUAUUACGAUCAAGAACAAUAAUAAUAGAACCAUAGUAUCUUUUAUAUCAUCAAAACCUUAGACCCCCCUAAAGAAGAUAAGAUUGAAAAAA